Molecule: messenger RNA, 1382 nt
Organism: Lingula anatina
Lineage: Eukaryota; Metazoa; Brachiopoda; Lingulata; Lingulida; Lingulidae
Source: RefSeq, a predicted model, not a curated record
CACGAAUUUUCGUCAAACCGUGUACAGCAACAGAAAACACAACCCUAUGUUAAUUUCACGUACGUCACGAAUAAACGUGAUAAUUUUCCGUCGUUAGAGACGGCAUUUCUGUAACCCGAAAUAAAGAGAUCUGAAGUGUUCAACCAACCAUGCGGCGUUGUCCAUACCUGACAAUAGAAUUGGGCACGUAACUAGUUGAUGUAAGUUCAACCGUCUGCCAGAAAGUGCUUCAGCGAUUCAAAACACGCCACACAAAAUAUGAAGCGCCAUCUAUGGGUAACUUUCACGGUUCUGCUCGUGCUGCAAACGUUUCACCCGGUCGUCUGCUAUCAUCUGCACGAUCUUCAAGCCUUCAUGGCGACGGGGAGGCUCGAAGGAACUGGCCGUCGGGAAAAUCGAAAGGAAACCCCGUGGAUUAAGUCGGCAAAUUCCUACAACGGCCGAAAGCAAGGAUACCAACCGUUUCCAGUAAUUUUUGAUCUGCAGCAGCGCCAGCAAGCGCAAGAGUUGGUCCAGAAAAUUGUGAACAAACUACGCUUGUUGAUGUCCAAGCCAAACCUUGAUGCGCUCAUGAACACUCUAGAUUGCGACGACCCUACACACGGGCACUCUGGCGGACUCCUCCCUGUUCCUCACUCAAACGACUUCCACGAGGCGGCCUUGGUGUUACUGCUGGCGUUGGCCGGGUGCCCCGCCCAGAGUGAAGAGAGGCUCCAGAGAGCUAUAGCGACCAGCGGCCUGGACGCCGUGAUCCAGUUACUGAAGGAUAUGCACACGCUCACGAGCAGCAUCCCUGUUUAUAAGCCCUCCCCACCUCCUGAAAAGGUCGAACUGAAAACAGAACAAGGGGGAAAACCCAGAUUUUUGUUGACGCCUAACGAUUUGGUUUGAUGGGAUGGGAGUGUUUAAUUUCCGCGUGGAAGGAAGAAAGAACUGGCGUGUACGCUUCAAAACGUCCCGGUGUAAAAAAACUGAUGGUCCGUGUAAUAGACACUCCGUCCUACAUAAGAUCCGUACAGGUUAGGGCUAACAUGAUGUAAUCGGGCUCUGUAUCAAAAAGGACUCGUGCGACACCGGGAUAGGUGCCUUGUUUUUUAAGAUCUUGUUUUUUAAGACCUUGUAUGCACCCGAACGUAUAUUUCUGGUAAUCUUAAUCAAAGCGACUUUCAAAUAGAACGACAACGUUCAAGAAAUUUCAACUAGAAUGCAAUAAUCUAGAUACAAAGAUUGGAUCAAAAGUGACGCAGAGAUAUCAGAACCAUGCGGCAAACGUAAAUAAGCACUCAGCCCACCCAUCUGCAAGUCCACUUGCCCCCACUGCAUUUAUGUAACUUCUUGUGAAUCAAUACUAAUUAUUCAAUAAAUAUACCACCAGACUCGCA